Mercenaria mercenaria is the source of this 2459-nucleotide messenger RNA. RefSeq lists its product as uncharacterized. The record is from RefSeq and is a predicted model, not a curated record. The coding region runs from base 162 to 2141 and encodes 659 amino acids. Lineage: Eukaryota; Metazoa; Mollusca; Bivalvia; Venerida; Veneridae. The transcript has 5 exons.
AUGGGGCGUUCCAUGAGAAAACCGGUAUUAGUGACAUCGAUAAACAAUGACGUCAGAAGCAAUUAAAGUUUGACGUCACUAUUAUCUACAGCGAAUAACCCGGAAGUUUGUUGACAUCAUUUGGAGAUUAAUUGUACAGGAUAUAUUAAAGUUGAAUUCAAAUGGAUAGUGAUUUCGAGGAUCUUGAGAGCUUACUGUCUGAUCACUUUGGACGGACACCGUCAGCGACACCAUAUGCAUCGCAAAACGGAAAUGACGAUGAUGGUGAAAACAGUACCGGUGACUUGGUUGGUGACACUGCGAGUGAUGAUGAUGAAUUUGACCGGGCCACAAUUCAAUCUGCUGUUGAGGACAGAGCAAGGGAUUACCUUCUACAUCUAGAAGAGGGAGCACAUUAUUCUGAUCAGGAAUGGCAGGAUGAUAGAAGUGACGACUCUGGCGAUAAUGCUUAUGAUAAUGAAGUCCGUGAUGAAAACGUAGUAAAUGAUGAAGAUUAUGAUGACGAUAGAGGUAAGAUAAGACAGUUUGCACGAUCUGGUUGUGGAUGUAAGCAGAGAUGUAAUAUUGGAAUAAGUGCAGAUGAUAUAUAUGAUCACAUUCUUUCAGUAAGGGAAAUGUCUAAGGAAGAGAAAGACAUGUAUAUGAUGGGAUCUAUAACAUAUGGUGGUAAUCAGGACGUAACCAAACGUGGGAAAAAACGGAAACGCAUCCGCAUGAUAUAUACAUAUAGCGGCAAAUCAAUUUGCAGAAGAACAUUUUCACUUAUUUAUGAUAUCGGUAGGCAUGCACUAGAAGGACUUGUAUGUCAUGUCAAAAAAGAAGGAGUUACAGCACGGAAACACGGAAAUAGUGGUCGUAAGCCUAAGCAUGCUUUAGUGUAUGAGGACAUCCGAAAAGUUGUGGAGUAUAUCCAAAAUUAUGCAGAUGCAUAUGGGCUCCCACAACCAGCUGCUCCACGUGGAAGUGAUAAUAUACCCCCUGUUUAUCUAGACAGCCGGACAACAAAGCUAAAAGUUCACAAAAUGUAUCUUCAGAGUUGUGAGGAAUCCAAUAUACGGUACGUUAAACAAAGUUCUUUUUGCGAGAUCUGGAAUAAUUGUCUGGGCCACAUUAAAAUUGCCUCUCCGAGAGAUGACGUGUGUGCCGCAUGCGAGAAACACAGAAAAAACAUAAAUAUAGCUGUUGAAGAAAACGAAAAAAUUUACGCAACUGAUCAGUUCCGAGAACACAUUUUAAAAGCCCAAAUAGAGAGAGAAGUUAACAACAGUUGUAUCAAGCAGGCACGAGAGUCACAUGAUCAAACCCCACAAACAAGAUAUAAUCAUUACACUUUUGAUUUCUCCCAAAAUGUUUCAAUACCACACUAUUCCAGACAAAUGGGACCAAUUUAUUUUGCAACAUUACGUAAAGUGCAAAUAUUUGGCGUGCGCAUUGAUGGGUAUCCAAGGCAACUGAACUUCUUGGUAGAUGAAAACGAGACGAUCGGGCAAGACGGGACGCAAAUACACGGUCCUAACGCUGUAAUAUCAAUGUUGGACUAUGUGCUUGACGAGUACAGUCAACAUGAGCCUAAGAUCUCACUCCAUGCAGACAACUGCCCUGGACAAAACAAGAAUCGUUAUUUGUUAGGUUACCUCAUGUGGCGUAUCCUGACGGGAAGACAAGAUUCUAUCGAAUAUCUUAUGCAGGUUCCCGGUCACGCAAAAUGUUUGGUAGAUGCUGGAUUUGGCCAUUUAAAGAAGCUUUACAGAAGAUCGAACAUAGAGAUCAUGGACCAGCUUGGAGACGUUGUACGUUUGUCGUCUGCGACCAAUCAAGAAGUUCGUUAUCCAGCAUGGCGGUGGGCUGACUGGAAGAGUUACCUAACUCCAAUGUUCAAAUCAGUUCAUGGAAUAAGGAAGCACCAGUCUUUUAGUAUGACAAUAGACGAACCUGGUGUCGUUACCAUGCAAACUGGAAAAAAUACACCGGAAGUUAAGGUUAACAUCUGUACUGGUAUCCGUGUGAAUGAUGAUAGACCUACUAUGCUUCAACCAAAAGGACAGAGCAGACAACGAGUUGAAUACCUGUAUAAAAAUGUCAGAAAAUACCUGAAUCCUGCCAAUAUGGAUAUCACGUGCCCGCAACCAGCGCCACGAUAGAUACGUUUUGCCAUAUACAGACUUGUAUUUAAAAUGAGUUGAAGUACUGCAAUUAUUAUUGAGCAAUUUUGAGCAGGAAAUAUUUUUAAAAUGGCGUGUAUUUCAUCAUUAUUUGAAUAUAUUAAAUUUUGUCAUAUAUCUGGUAAAUUUAUAAAUUUGCUAGAAAUAUUCCACCAAUUCAGUGUCGAGUAAUUAUUCAAUCAAGAAAUCCACUUUUUGAAAGGUAAACUAUUUCAAUAUUAUUGAUAGAGCCUUUAAGUUAAUGUUUUAUAUUCUAAUGAUAUGGUUUAAGAUUAAAACAAACAAUUAUGCAUGCAA